This is a messenger RNA of Guyanagaster necrorhizus, 569 nucleotides long. RefSeq lists its product as uncharacterized. The record is from RefSeq and is a predicted model, not a curated record. The coding region runs from base 315 to 497 and encodes 60 amino acids. NCBI's taxonomy places the organism in Eukaryota, Fungi, Basidiomycota, Agaricomycetes, Agaricales, Physalacriaceae. The transcript is spliced from 5 exons.
UGAACUUGUGGUCUGUUUUAUUCCGAAGACGCGUCUAAAUGCUCGUAGAUAUUCGCUUGGUGUGCACCGCUGGAUCUGGUCAUUGUUUGAAGUGUAUCCAGGAACAUCAAGGCGAUAUUGGACCAGCAUGGGCACCGCCGUCGGACUCAUACAAGGAAUCAUCUUCUUCGCUUGCCUGCUGUACUAUCUUUCCCGAGCAGUAAAUUCAGUGAAGCCGCCUUUAUUAACUAUUUCUUCAACUCUGGAUGCAAUAAAUGUUUCGCAAGUAAAUGCCCCAUCUCACUGCCCACAGAGCUGUGGUCGUUCCAUAGAAAAUGCAUUUCCCAAUCGCACAAACCGAUCAGCAAGGAUAUUUCUUUUUCUACGACAUGCAAGAGCAAUCUCAACCCAAGUACGAGCCCAUCCUUCCACUACUAUACUGUGACGCAUUCCCGGAGAAGAAGCUCUAUUUGGUGAAGCAGGCAAAGAAAGAGCUCGCCUGGUACGAGCACCUCUGAUCGUUAAGAAACGAGGACACACUUCAUGAGGUGAUGACUGAGAAGAGAAGGACUCGGCAAAUUCUGGGACAG